AUUUCGUGAUCAAGCUACUCCUCGUUCCGAUAUGGCUUCGUCCAAGAAAUCAGCAAACGCGCACUUCCAGUUGCUCAAGCUGUCGACGCAGAUCAAGUUGGGGGAACUCACCAAGCACGAACGCAAGCUGGAGACGUACUACACAGAGCUACUUGCCAAAACAAAGCUGGACGGACACAAGCCUGCAGCCCAAACGAGCGCUAAGCAGUCUCGAGAGCAGUUGGACGGUCUGUAUGAAGGCGUGAAGGACCUGCAGGUCGUGCAGACCUAUGUACACGACGGGCUUGAGAGCAUCGGAGAGCUGGUCGAGUUCGCAGCUGCUGACCCUUGGAGCACGGAGACGGUGGUCGAGCAGCGUAAGCAGCAGAUUCUACGCGAAAUUCGUCAGCGUCGUAGUCUCUGGCAACACAAUAAAUUGUUGGGGGAGCUGCUCAUGGAGUCGCUCGUGGAGACGGAGCACGAUCAAGAGGACGGCGAGCUGGUACGUUCUCAAGACAGUGAACCUGAAUCCACUACCGACAUUGGCAACAAGGAACCACUUGCAAAACUGUCGAGGGAGGAGACGCAACAGCGUCUAGAGUCGUAUUUCUUCCGGAGCAGCGGAGUGUCGGAAGACGACGUGUUGGAGUUCCUGAAGACCGAAGUGUUCCAGGAACGUGAGGAGUUCUCCAAAGCCAAAACGCAGCGCCAACAGGAAGCGUUGCAGCUCGCACGUAGUCGUUUGGGUCAGUUUGGUGACAGCAUGCUACGUGGAGACUCCCCUGUCACGGAAGAAGAUGUGUCGAGCUGUGUAGCGGCAUUGCUCAAGGACAAAGCUUUUCUCAAUCCCGACGUGGUGGUUUUGCUCACUGAUGCGCAGAGCAAUAAGCAGAUAAUGAAGGAGCUUUCGCAUGUUCUGACAAUCGAACUUAGCAACGUGAGCGAGUGGCGCUGGCCUGAACACGGUGUUCGAGUGGAUAUCCAACGUGGUAUGAACGGACGAUUCCGUUGUCUGCUACAAGAAGAGGCGAUCACACUGCUGCUCUUCCAUGACAAGCCACACGUGCGUGGAACUUCGUCGGUGGAGUCUAUCCGGGCCGAUAUGAUACGACGAUUUCAGUUGUUCGCUCUACCAAGCAGCAUGAAAGACGGUGGCCGUAGUCCAUAUGAUGAAGACGAUUCAGUGUCUGACGAUGAAGAAGAGCAGGAAGCGAAGGGCAACAAACAGGAUAUUAUUCGACGUGUGUUGGUUGAGGCGCAUCUCCAACAAACACUAACACCCGACGACAAGGAUCCAUCACCUUUGGUGGCUGUCAUGACGGAUCUCGAGUUCUUUGGCCCAUCUGUUGCACACGAAGCUGUGUUCGCGAUCUUAGGCUUCUUGGGGGUACGCGACGACAUGAUCGACGUAUUCCGACGAUACACUCAUAUCCCGCUACUCUUCCCUGGUUUCACAACGCCUAAAAUCAUGCAACGAGGCUUGCCUGUUAGUCGAAUGAUGACGAUGUUUCUCGCCGAGGUGGAGUUGUUCGUGAUGGAUUACAUGGUGCUCGUUUCGUCGGGCAUUUUCCUGUACCGGUCACAUGACGACAUUUGCUUCUUUGACGCAGACGAGUCGAAGGUGUUGAAAGCUUGGAGUGAGAUGCAACGAUACGCACAGCAAGUGGGGCUAAAAUUCAACGAAGAGAAGAGUGGAUCGAUUCGGAUAUACGCCGGAUCCAACAAGACAGAAGCCGAGGUAGCGUCAGCCCCACUACCAGCGACUCCAAUCCGAUGGGGUCUUCUCGAGUUGCGAUCGAACGGAUCCGUUCACAUCCGUCAAGACGAAACGGAGGCAUUUGCUACCGAAAUGGCUGACCGACUGGCCGCUGCUACAUCAACGUUCGGGUGGAUCAACGUGUACAAUAAGUACAUGUUCUUCUUCCUCCGUAACUUUGGGAACCCGUCGCCCAUAUUCGGUCUAAGUCACGUGGAAGACGCUUUAUCAGCACUUCGCCGCAUUCACACACUGGUGUUUCCGAAGACGAAGGGCGAUGCUUUAGGCGACCUACGUGAGCAGAUCAUGCGUGGCCGUCAAGGUCCGAGUCCGUCGAUGCAUGCGGCUUGGCUACACUGGUCGUUAAACGAUGGUGGGUUGGGUCUUUGCAACCCCUUUUUGGCUAUCUGGAGCACUCGCGAAUCGCUGUACACGUAUCUGAUGGAUUUCCCCACUCGCAGUGGCUGUAAGUGGCCAAAUCUAAAGAAGGACUGGGAGUGGAAGUUGCCGUUCUCGCUUGUUUAUGAGGAGCUCAAGAAGCAGUUCGACCUGUUCGCAGAGCGAUUCGAGUCGGAGGGUUGCGAAUGGUCCAGUGGGAGUGAGCGUUUUGCGUAUCUUAAGAGCUCCAAAUUCCCCGACAAACAGCGCAACUAUGGCCGAAACGAACCAGAGAUCGACGAUAGCUUCACGUUGCGUGAGUUUGACGAGUACGUGAGGCUUCUACCGAACUUGCGCGAUACCAAACUGUCUGCAGAGUUCCUCGUGCUGCUGUCCGAGGCGACCGAGGGCUCUCCGCCCGGCUGUAUGUGGGAGUGGGUGAGAUACAUGUAUGGCGAGCAGGUGAUGGAGGAGUUCGGGACGCUCUCCUUUUUCAGCCGCGAGCUGUUGCCAGCACAGCUAAUCGAGUCGAUCAAGAAGAAAACUGUGACGUGGUAG
Phytophthora infestans T30-4 is the source of this 2671-nucleotide messenger RNA. RefSeq lists its product as uncharacterized. Lineage: Eukaryota; Oomycota; Peronosporomycetes; Peronosporales; Peronosporaceae. Bases 32 to 2671 code for a protein of 879 amino acids. The transcript is spliced from 3 exons. The record is from RefSeq and is a predicted model, not a curated record.